CCUCGUGUCCCCUCCCCUGAUGUCCCCCCGCUGCCGUUUUGGGUGCAGAAAGAGGUGAUCCAGGCGCUGCCCAAACUCAUCAAGCUCAACCCCAUCGUGGUCAAGGAGGUCUUCAACUGUCUGCUGGGGAUGCAGCACAGUGACAGUGCCUCAGCCGUGUCCCCACUGAACCCGGGAGAGCUGCUCAUCGCCCUUCACAACAUCAACUCCUCCAAGUGUGACAUGAAGUCCAUCAUCAAGGCCACCAACCUGUGCUUCGCUGAGUGGAACAUGUACACCUCGGAGGUGCUGGCGGUGGUGAUGCAGCAGCUGAUGGAGCAGAACCCAUUGCCCAUGUUGUUGAUGCGAACCAUCAUCCAGGCCCUCACCAUGUACCCCCACCUGGGCGGCUUCGUCAUGAACAUCCUCUCCCAGCUCAUCAUGAAGCAGGUGUGGAAGUACCCCAAAGUCUGGGAAGGUUUCAUCAAGUGUUGCCAGCGCAUGAAGCCCCAGUCCUUCCAGGUGGUGCUGCAGCUGCCCCCCCAGUUGGCCGCCAUCUUCGACAAGUGCCCCAAACUGUGCAAGCCUCUCCUCAGCCACAUCUGGGCCCUCACCCCCCACCAGCAAGCCCACAUCCCACUCUCCACCAUGGCCAUCCUGGAGGCCUCUACCCACCAUGAGCCUGACUCCCGGGAGGGGCCGCCCGGAGAGGAGAAGCCCCCGAAGCCCCCGAGCGAGGAGGAGGCAAAGGGGAAGGCUAUGCCCUCAGCCCCGGGGGGGUCCCAGCAUGGGGCCGACCUCGAGCCCCCCCCCAUCUUCAUCAUCAGCAUUCCUGAGGAUGAGGAGAGCUUGGGGGGGGGCCACGUCCCCCCCAAUGCCACCCUUGACACCCCUAUGGCUCCCCCCAAGGGAGUGCGGUCACAGUCUAGGGGUGGGCGUGGCCUGGGCGGGUAG
Harpia harpyja (harpy eagle) is the source of this 933-nucleotide messenger RNA. Its product is annotated as symplekin-like. The record is from RefSeq and is a predicted model, not a curated record. Lineage: Eukaryota; Metazoa; Chordata; Aves; Accipitriformes; Accipitridae. Gene Ontology annotation, cellular component: mRNA cleavage and polyadenylation specificity factor complex.